Messenger RNA from Owenia fusiformis, 697 nucleotides. The record is from the annotation of a GenBank genome assembly. Lineage: Eukaryota; Metazoa; Annelida; Polychaeta; Sabellida; Oweniidae.
CCUUGAUGAUGUUGUGUUUAGAGAUGACAAUGAAUGGUAUGAUUCUUUUUUGACCAUAUCCUCCCAACAACACAAAAGUAAUUUUCUAUCUGAAUGUUCCUCGAAAUCUUCACUAGAAUUUUAUGAAUCAAUCAAACAAACCCCAUUUCUGGAGAAUUACCUUACUUCAAGUAAUGAUUUUGUUGGACAGAGAUUGAAGUUCAAAGCCAGAACUGGGUGUUUAGGUAUUGGAACUGACCUCAAAAGAAGAAAAUGCGAUGAUGGUUUUUGCAAACUUUGUUCCCUUCAUCCAAUUGAUGAUUUAACACACAGAUUUUUUACAUGUAGUCACAACCAACGUGAAAGGAUUGAUUUUUACAACAGAAUUAAAACCUCAUGCUCCCCUGAUGUAUUUAAUAUGUUCUUAACGCUUCCUUUAAAUGAAAAAUUAAAGUGGUGCCUAGGAGAUGUUGUUUUUAGUAUUUGGGGCAAAGACCAAGGAUUCUUGUUUGACAAGUGUGUCAAACAAUUUUUAGUGACUAUUAAUAACGAUAUUUUAAACUCAUAACAUAUGUACAAUUUAACAUAUUUAUUUUAUCUAUCUGUAUUGUAUUGUAUUUUAUGAAUAUGUAUUUAUUCUAUGUACUGCCGCACUGGAAUUUUCCAUUGUGCCACUGAUUAAAAAGUGUUUGGCAAAUAAAUAAAUAAAUAAAUAAAA